Penicillium olsonii is the source of this 1962-nucleotide messenger RNA. The record is from the annotation of a GenBank genome assembly. Lineage: Eukaryota; Fungi; Ascomycota; Eurotiomycetes; Eurotiales; Aspergillaceae.
AUGUCGCUUUCAAGAUGGUUCAAGAAACCCUCAUUUACGCAGGGUGCCCCUGAUAUACCAGAAAACCCAGGGCCCGCUCCAGCAGAAUCUUCGCCACUCAGCACACCGCGCUCGUCCUUUGUGUUUGAUGAUUUAUUACCUGCAUCUGAACAAGAGGCCGACGCCCAGCUCAAAGCAGCACUGCAGCUAUCGACCCAGGAAAGUGCCUCGAAGCCGUCUUUCACCGAAAGUUUCCAAAGUAUCGAUUCGGAAGGCAUCAGCGCAUCUCAGCGCAUCAUCAAGAAUGGCAAACAGACCGUCAUCAGCUCCGAUGGCGAAGACACUGAUUCGGACAGCUCCUUAGAUGGUCCGGGGACUUUGUUUGCUCGGAUAUCGAAAGAUAAGGGUACUUCCUCUCCUGCUCGGCUCAAACCAGUCACAUCGCCCAAGAAAUGGAAGCACAACCUCGACUCACUUGUCCACGACGCAGUGGAUGAUAAUGAGGUCGAAGCAGCCGUUAAGAAAUACAAAAGUAACCUCACUCAGAAGCCAUCGAAGGGGCCUGCGCCCCUUGGGAACAGGCUGAAUGAGAGCUUGCUGGUCACAGCGCUUGGCCAGAAGGAAGAUGGACCUGAACCUAGCCGUGUGCUGGGUGCUAUCAGGAGAACCAACGCUCUGGAUUAUGAUCGAAAUUGGCUUUUCUUUGAUGAUGCACGAAAGCGAAUUCCACCUCCUCAAUUCCCACAACAUAUCUGUGCACCUGGAGCUAAGAUGGAAAUACUGAGCGACCGCGGAGCCCGUGAACGUCUAUUCAUGUCCGGUGAAUUCAUUUCAAUAGCCCUGUCAAAGGGAAUAUUGUCGGAUGAUGUUGUGCCGUGGAUGUUCCAUUCCAUCCCUCAUGAACAACGAGAUGAGUUGAGUUCAGCAUAUUGUCGGAUUAUGAAGUCCAUAGACUCACAGCGCAUGAAAUCGCUGAUUGGCCGAGCUGACGUUGAUGAACUAUUUGAACGACUGGGAGCCAGAAAGGAAGCCCUGGACCCGUCACACAAAAUAGCUCCCAUGAGCCAUCAUGAGAUUACUGCGGUUCCAAAGUCGAGGGACCAUGUUCCGUUUAUUUCCGUUCUCAAAAUGUUGCGAGAGAUCACAUACUCGUGGGUCAACUACUCCUCCGCAUGCUACCCCAACACUAACUUGAAUUGCAGCCUGGCGGAGGACACCAGGGAGCACGUCAUAUUCCUUCUACUGCGGUUGGCAGUUGAUAGUUCCUUGACAGCCGACCCCACAGUAUCCUCUGAGCUCCAAUGGACCCUUGAUUCUGUCUUCGACCCCAAUGGCGCCACGGAAACUGAUCAUAAAGCCAUGUUACACCGAGUCUGCUCUGCGUUCUUCGAAACAGUUGAUGACGUCUGCAUCCAAAGUCGGGUUACCGGGCAUAUUUUACCCUCAUCUCCUUGGCUUGCACAGCUGCGUUGCCGACUGGCUUUCUCGUUUUUACUGGAGAGCUCAAAACCCCUGGACGAACCAACUGAAACAUUGCUUGAUCUGAACCGCAUCACAGAAUUAUUGGCCAACAACAGGCGCUUCCAGGUGAAACGUUUCCAAGGGAAAGCUGAUUACGACUGGAGAGAGCUUAUUGCCCUCACCUCUCUUCUCAGCGUUGCGAUCGAUGCUUCAGUAUUGGAAAUCAAUUACAGAGAGACUCGCACCGAGGAAGAUUUCAAUGCCGAGAUCGACAAGUUAGCAAGUCAGCUGAAGACGAUUUAUUGCUCUAUCCAGGUUUCUGGCGCUUCCCAUAUGACCCUGACGCUGGCGAAAGGUGACUUGGAGGCUUUGCACUAUCGGAUCCUCUACUCGACUCGGUCCAAACCACCUGGGAAAAAGACACUGUUUGAGUCACACGCCAAUGACAAUAUGGACAUCCGGAGUAUGUUGAGUAAGUAUACUGCGAGGGCUGAUGGAGACACGGGUCUGCCCAUUCGUUAG